Molecule: messenger RNA, 2249 nt
Organism: Linum trigynum
Lineage: Eukaryota; Viridiplantae; Streptophyta; Magnoliopsida; Malpighiales; Linaceae
Source: the annotation of a GenBank genome assembly
CCGCUUUCCCCAAACCCUACAGGCUCCUUCCCCUUUCAUCUUCUUCACAAAAGAAGGGUUCUUUGUCUAAAUCUUCAAACAUUCACAUGGUAUCACAGCCUGGUUGGCUUUGAAUACCCUUCGCAUUUCCUCCCCUCUUUCCCCCCAUCUGAUAAUCUAUCUUCUUACCCACAAUGGGACUAUCACUGACGGAGACGAGAGCACUCAGCCUGGGACGAGGCCCGGCAACGGCAGCGGCCCAAGCCAAGCUCUUUUUGAGGAUCCUUACAACAAUCCUUUCUACCUCGCCAACAGUGACAACUCUUUCCUCCCAGUCAUCGGCUUCAAACUCACAACCGACAACUACCUGUUGUGAAGUGAGUCGAUGGAGGUAGCCCUGAAGACCAAAAUCAAGUUUGGCUUCGUGGAUGGCUCGAUUAAGGUACCAGAUCUCCAAGAUCCCCUUUUUAGCACCUGGGAAAGGUGUAAUGGAACAAUAGUAUGCUGGAUUCGUAACUUUGUUUCUGAUGACAUUGUGCCUACUCUUAGAAGCAUUAAAUCUGCUGCUGAUGCUUGGACAUAUUUGAAAUCUAAGUUUGGUCAGGGUGACUAGAUUUGUAUAGCUGAUCUACAGGAGAAAGUCGACUUGAAUAAACAGGGAACGUUGUCUAUUAGGUAGUAUUUUACAAAUCUGAAAGUUUCAUGGGAUAAGUUGCAUUCAUAUCUCCUAAUACCGUUCUGUGAUUGUGCGGCUGGAACAUACAAUACUGUGAUAAAAUAUCAAGAGUAUGCUAAAGUGAUUAGGUUCUUGUUAGGCUUAAAUCAGAACUUUCAGCAAGUCAGAACCCAGAUGCUUAUGUUGGACCCCUUUCCUGAUCUUGAUACAGUCUAUAGAUCUGUUGUGCAACUUGAGAGGCAAAUGAAUGGAACUAGUCUAACAGGUGGAAAGGGGACAUAUGCCAUUGCCUUGGCAGCAUCUGGUAAUCAAAACAGGAAUGGCCAGAACUUUCAAAGUUCUCAGAACUCCCAAAAGGAGGAAAGAAGAGGUGAUUUGUUCUGCAGGUAUUGUAAGAAAGACAACCAUGUCAUUGAAGACUGCUGGAAACUAAAAAAGAAGAACAAAAUGCAAGGAAACCCUAGAUCUGGUAGUUCUGGGAAUAGGGGCUUUACUGGAGCAGUUGAUACAAUGUCUGAAGGUUUCUCAAGUGGUGCACAAUUUACUCCUCCUAGCCCUGGAGCAGACCAAAGGAGCCGAUCUGUUGCUGAUGCGCAAGCAUUAUUUGCCAGUUUCUCCACUGCAGUUGAUGAGCUGGGGAAACUGAAGCAUCUUUUCAACUAGCAUUCAAUCCAUCAAGCCUUUGGAUCUGCUCCAAGUUCCCCAAACAGGAACACCUCUGCAAGUCAGGCUAAUUCAGUGACAGUGAGAAACCAUGGAAAAUCACCAAUGUCAGGUAGCAUUACUAUCUCUUUCUCCCAAAAUGUGUAUGACAAGGGUUUAUGGGUCCUAGAUACUGGAGAAAGUGAUCAUAUAGUGUGUGUGAAAUUGCUUCUUUUCUUAGAUGUAGACCUGUUCAGUGCAUCACGGUAACACUACCUAAUGGGGAACAAACACCUGCAACACAUAUUGGGAUAGUUAAGUUAGAAAGUGGUAUCUUACUUACCAAUGUCCUGUUAGUGCCUACCUUUUCCUAUAAUCUCAUUUCCAUAAGUUAGUUGACUAAAAGUUCACCAGUCUCACUCCUUCUCAAAUCCAAUUUUUGUUUCAUCCAGGACCUUGUAUCUCGACAGAGGAUUGGUUCAGUCCAGGUCACUAAGGGUCUUUAUUUACAGGGGAGUUCCAGAAGUCAUUCAACCAGUUCCAAAGUUCUUUCCACCACUUCACAAAACACCAAUCAAGACUCAGACUUAUGGCAUAUGAGAUUAGGGCACCCAUCAUUGUCUAGAUUACAGGAAUUACAAAAGGAUGUUGAUAGUAUAGUUUUGCCUUUGUCUAAACAUUGUGAGAACUGUCAUUUGUCCAAACAAAAGAGAUUACCUUUUUGUAGAAGCUCCACUACUAGUGAUGCUAUUUUGGACCUUGUUCAUAUUGACAUUUGGGGGCCAGUGGAUGUGGUUUCUGUUGAUGGAUUUAAAUAUUUCUUGAGUGUUCUAUAUGAUUGUAGUAGAUGUGUUUGGCUUUACAUGAUGGCUAAUAAGUUUGAUGCAAGGAAUCUUGUUCAGUCUUUCUGUGCCAUGGCACUAACUCGGUUUGAUAAAAAAGUUAAGGUGAU